Bursaphelenchus okinawaensis is the source of this 1506-nucleotide messenger RNA. The record is from the annotation of a GenBank genome assembly. Lineage: Eukaryota; Metazoa; Nematoda; Chromadorea; Rhabditida; Aphelenchoididae.
AUGCACAUUGUGAAUGGUCGAAUUGUUGGUGUAAGACGAAUCCCGAUCUAUGAAGAAGACAGAAAAGCAUAUGAAGAAAGAAUGGCUAAACAGAAGUUAAUAAACUCAGAUACAAAUGAUGAUUUCAAUAGAAACCCAUUUGCCGAUUGCGAUUUGAACCUACCAUCAUUAAGACUCAAAAACAAUGAAAAUUCUUCACACGAUAAGACUAUACGAACAUCCACAAAACCUGUUAGUACGAAAGCUUAUAGCGAUACUUGGACCAAAGGCACUACUAACAACUUAGCCUUCUUGGCUGAUAAAGUAGUUCAAAAGAAGGCUAGAAGUGAUAAAGAAAGAGCUUAUGAAGGUCCUUGGAAGGACGAGUUGGCUAGAACAAGCUUGUACGAAGGUCGUAGUAAGAUCUAUUUUGCUGACAGAACAAAGACUUACAAAGAUUCUUGGAAGAACGAUAAGCUGGGUAGAACAAACCUAUACGAAGAUUAUAGUAAUGAAGAUCUUACUGAAAGACCAAAGACUUAUCAAGGUCAUAGUAAGAACGCCCUUGCUGAUAGAACAAACCAAUAUGAAGAUCAUAGUAAGAUCGACCUUGCUGUUAGCUCAAAGCCUUACAAAUUUCCUUGGAAGAACGAUGAGCUGGGAAGACCAAACUCAUACGAAGGUCCUAAUAGGAAAGAUCUUUCCUAUAGCGCAAAGGCUUACCAAGAUCAUAGUAUGAAAGAAAAUGCUGACAGAACAAACCCAUACGAAAGAUACAGUGAGACUGACUGUGCUGUUAGCUCAAAUGCUUACAAACAUCUUUGGAAGAACGAUGAAUUGGCUAGAGCAAACCCAUAUUGCGAUCAUAGUAACAAAGACCUUACUGAUAGCUCAAAGGCUUGCCAAUAUCAUAGUAAUGAAGAUCUUGCUCACAGAACGAACUCAUACGAAGGUCAUAGCAAGGAAAAUGUUGCUGAUACCACAAAAGCCUACAAAGCGCCUUGGAAUAACGAUGAGUUGGCUAGAACAACGGCUUACCAAAACUAUAAUACAAAUGAUCUUGCUGACAGAACGAACCCAUACGAAGACCAUAGUACUAAAUAUCUUGCUGACAGAACAACUCCAUACAAAGAUCAUCAUAGUAAUGACCUUGCUGACAUCACAAACUCAUACGAAGACUACCCAAACAACUCUGAAGCCAACAGAAGAAAAGCUUAUGAAGACGCUCUCCAACAAGCUGAACGGAUGAAACUUGAUGCAUACGCUCAAAAAGAAGCUGAAAAGACGAAAGCGUACAGAUCUUAUGACAAUAAGAGUAUGACUAGAAGGAAUACUAGGAACAAUGAAGAAAAUAGCCAUAAAAGAGUGAAAUUUGAAAACAUAAAGGCUAAGAACAAUGUUAGGACAACUGGAUAUCAACGAAUGAAAUACGAUGAAUACCAGAAGAACGACGGUAACUAUGCACAUAAGAAACUGGUGUUUUGGAACCGUAAUUCGCAAAAAAGCCACGAUCCAAGAAUGUACUGA